AGAAAAUCCCUUUGUUCAAUGUGCAAAAAAAAUUGUUCAAUUAUUUCAAUAAAAAAAUUUGGCUCAUUUAGUGAAAAGUAAUUUCCUGUGCCACAAUGAAAAACUAUUUAAAGGUUGGGUUACAAAAUGAAAUACAGUAGGGAAUAGAAACGUUAAGCUACUAUUCGAAAUUUCAUGCGAACGAACCUUAACUUGUGAAAGUUGUGCAGUAAAAAAAGUGAGAAUUUUUUUCGUCGACGCUUUUUUAGUAAAAAACGGCGCCAUUUUAAGAAUGUAAAUGUGAAUUUAACAUACACAUCUAACUAUAAGUACAAGAAAAGCAUAGAGUGAAAAUAGAUGAACUGUUGGAUUGUGCUUCUUUUAGCAACUUUUUUUUUUUUUUUUUUUUAAGUUUUUUUAUUAACAAAAAUGCAGGAAAUGUAUUGUAAAAGAAGAAUCGUUUAAAAUAGCAGUGGAGAGGGAGUAAAAAUUUUCCUAAAAGUUGUUCAAAAUACAGCCUACGAAUGGUAAUCUUGAGAACAAAAGUAGUUUUCAUAAGUAAAUAAUGAACAAAUUGAAUGAUGCCACCACAAAAAAUGUUUUGGAAGGGCAGCAUCAACAACGAGAAGCAGCAAAUGGUCAAGACAAUGAGUUUGUUAGCAAUACAGCAGCCGGCGAAAAUCUACAAAAAGAUAAGCAUAAAAAACGUCACGAAAAGAAGAAAAAUACGAUUGCCACUCCUACAAGUGGAAUUUCGACAUCAGACCCUUGUUCAACGUCGGCAACGAAACCAUCAAAUAAUAUUUCACAUGUACCAUCAAUUCAAAUACCAUUAGCAACACAGUUUAGCAUACAACGAUCCGAUUCGGAUGGCUGUUUGCGCAUGAAAAUAUCGGCCAUAAGACCCUCAAAUAUAUCAACAUAUACCGCCAAUUAUAAAAGCGGCAAAGAUCAAAACAAUACUAACUUAAUCAGUGGAACAAAACUUAAAAAUUUCGAAACCAAAUCGAAAUCAUCAGAAAAUCAAUUAAUGAACUCCUGUAACAAUAACAAUAAUUUGGAAAGUUUAAAAGCAAAAAUUAUUUCUAAACCUGUUAUUACGGAAUCGUGUGAGGUGCGCAGCAAAGUUAAUGAAAAAUUAGACAAUAUGUCUGCUACAGUUCAACAAACGCUUAAUGACUCUAGGAAUACUGCGCACAUGAGUGCGGUACCUUCUUCGGAAUGUAUAAGUGAUGCAACCGACUCAGGUUGCUCAGAGGCUACUAACACAACUACAGCAAAUGGUUUGGAAAAAACCGCUAAACGAAUGAAAAUCAAAAGAAAAAAAUGUCAGCUUAAGGUCAGCGAUAGCAAAAGACCUCUUAAGCAAUUGCGAACACCGGAAAUAACAAAAAUUAACAUGUUUUCUACUGAUUCUGAAGAUGAGCCGCUAAGCAAUAAAAUUCCACAAAAGAUUCAACUUCCGCAGCAAAGAGCUCCGCGUUUAUUAUUGACAGCUAUCAGUUCAAAGAGUUCGUCUUGCGUCACAACAAAUACAACAAUAAUUCAAACAAAUUCAACAAACGCUUCAACUGAUCGUAUAGGGCUAUCAUCAAGUGACAACGAAUUACCCGAUUUGGUAAGUGCGGCGAUUAAACGUGUCGUUGUAGAGAGCGAUGAAGAUGACAAUAUAUCAACGGCAGUGCUUUCUAAAGCUAAAUCAAGGCAACUGCCGCAAUAUCAAUCCACUUUAUUGCAGGACUUCAUGGAAAAAACACAAAUGUUGGGUCAAACGCCUAACACAAAAUCCGAUAAUGCGGACACAAGUAAACAAAAAUUAUCUCCUACGCGGGCUGACAUACAGGCCCAUUUCAAUAUGAACUCUCAAUCUGAUAAUAUAGCUUCCGGCAACAGUAAUAACAAACGAAGACGAGGGAGACCUAAAAAGCCUUUUAAACUUACUACUGUAUUGAAUUUAAAUUGCACUACUGAUGCAAUUAACAACAAAAAAUCAUUAACCUGUGCCUCAAACAUAAAUGAAUCCGCAGAUUCGGGAGUGGUGUCUACCACCAGCGUUUCAACACAAAGUACCUCGCCGCAACCCGCCACUACAAUAGCGUCAUUAAAUGAGAUGCCAAGCAUUCAUUCUCCGCAAAAAUCUCAAACGCACACGCCAGAGAAAAAUGUUACUAAUAAUGAUGCCUCGACCUCUAAACCGAAAAUUGACAUAGCUUUGCUUGACAAACGGAUGUACGCAACUGAACGAGUUCUUUAUCCGCCCCCAAAGAAUAAAAGAAGGCAAUCGGUGUGUGCAUCCGUAGUUCUUGAAAAGCGGUAUGGAUGCUCGAAUCUGAAUAUAAGUGCUGGAAAAACCAGCAAAGAUGACCAGCAGUUGGAUCCAGCAUGGCGUAAAAUCGAUAUAAAUCGUAAAUUCAGAAGGCCUAGUGUGGCGAGUGCUGGUUACAAGAGUGAUGGUGCAGACGAUCGAAUCUGCCGUCCAAGUAAGUCGACCAUUUGUAGUAAAAUUUUAGCAGCCAAAAGUGGAUAUGUGUCGGAUUACGGCAGUUCCGCAUUUCACGGCCGUUUAUCACGCCACAUUCGUCACGGAGGUCACAAUUCCGGUUACAAGAGCGACGCCAGUUGCAAAAGUCGUUAUAGCACUAAGAGUUGUGUUUCACGUCGUAGCCGAGCCAAAUCAUGUGGGUAUCGCAGCGAUUGUAAAGAAAGUGGGGCAAAAUCAUCAAAGUUUCGUCGGAAACGUCGCGAAUCUGUUGCACAAAAGUCGCUAGGUUCACUAAAGGAUGAACAAGACAUUUUGCAAUUGGCUGGGCUAUCUUUGGGGCAAAGUAGCGAAGAAAGUAAUGAGUAUGUAUGUAAACCUUCCCUUGAAAAAUUGCCCACAACAAGUGCAUCCAAAAAAUACGGAGAAAUUAAUCGUUAUAUUGCUACGGGAGAGUAUUUCGGUAGAGGUAGCGCCAAUACCGGAAUUGUCAAUACAUUUGCAAGUUUAAAUUCAAAGGCACCUAGGCUUUUCGACACACUUGGCACUUUGAACGUUUCACAUCCUAGUGCCAACAAACUAUCGCUAGUGCAGCGGAAAAAUUCUACCACCUCAGAAUUUAUACCCGAUAUUCUGCAGUUGUCAAGCACAUCACAAGCAGUUCGAAAAAUCAAGUCUCGACGAUCUUCAGUGGCAAGUUACUGUAGCUCGUAUUAUUCGGGAACUUCAAAACUCAAGAGGAGAAGGAAACGGAAAACUUUCCGGUUUCCCAAUCCAACGUCAAGCAAGAACGCAAUUAUUGAUUCCAAGUUAUUGACUGAAGUGGAGAUACUUACCAACUCCUUUGCGUCACGUUGCCGUAUUCAGCCUGGAAGUUUACCGGCACCUAUUGGCAGUACUUCUCAAAAAGAGAAAUUGAUGGCAGAAGCCAGCAAGUUGCAACAAAGUUUGGUUGCAGCUGCUGCAGCGGCAGUUGCCACCAGUAGCAGCAGUAGUAAACGCGAGACGCGCGAUAAAAGAACCGUAAAGAAGCGUAAAAUUAAUGAGAAUUUAGAUUUUGCAAUUCUUUCUGCCUCUGCAGCUGCGAACGCCUUAACUUCUAGUGGGGGAGGGAAUUCGAAACGCCGCCACAAGAAGGCUAGCAGUUCGAGCCCCGAUGAUCACACGUUGCCUUUAAAGAAACGACACUACCUGCUUACACCUGGUGAUAAAUCCAGUGAGGUAGCAGUAGCUGUAGCUGCCAAAUUGUUCGCAAACAAUGCGGAAGCCUGGGCCGCUGCAGCGGCUGCAGCUAAAACUACAGCAUGCACAAAAUCACAACAGCAAUUCAAUGCGAAAACAGCCAAAGCGAAUUUAACGCCAAAAAAGCGGCACCUUCUUCAGCAGUCAUCUUCUGCCGGCACAAAUGAGGAUGCCAAUAGUGUGAAGACAACCAGCACCAAUUCGUCGCUGAGAGUAACAGUCGGUGACCCUAAUUCAAUAAGUGGUGGCAAAUUGUUAGAUAUCAGCCCACACUCCUUAAAUAGUCUUAAACAAAACUCGGAAACAGUGAAUAGAAAGCGAUCGCGUCUAGAAGGACUUGUAUCAAAAAUAGCUACACAUCAGGGAGGGGAAGACAAUUGCAUUAAUAAGGAGAGUAUGAAACAAGGCAAAACGAAUCUCUCAACUUCCAUAUUAAUAGAUUCAGAAACAUCUUCCUGCCCACCACCAGGUAUUUUCGAGCCCUCGGUUGAACUAGAAAUACAGAUACCUUCUAUCAGUAAGCUCGCUGAAGCUACAACCGGAAUUAUAACAAAAUCGGAAAUAGAUUCACCACUUUUAUUGGAUCUAAAUCGAGGUUUUGUUAUGGCAAUGGGCAAAAGUGAAGGAACAAAGGUCGUGGAAACGUUACUCAAUAAAACUGGAGGCAAUUUACUACUGAAACGAAAACGAAAGAAGAUUAAUCGCACUGGAUUUCCAACGGUUAGACGUAAAAAGCGUAAAGUUAACGAACAAUUGAUAUCAGAUAUUACGCCAGUGAUCAGUAAAGAGCAAGUUGAAGAAGGAUUGAAAACAUUUGCUGCUCCAACGGCACAAAUUUGUGAUCGUGUCCCUCAGGCUGGAGAAACUUCAGAUACAUUCCUUGAGCGUAAUAAUCGUACGCCCCGAUUAUCAGUAGUAGCUCUUGAACGUUUACAAGAGACACCCAACCUCAGUCAAGGAGAGAGAUUGAGCAAUAUAGAUAAUUCGGAAGUAUCCACUCCCAAAACUCGACAGACAAGAAUUCAAUGUAAACGCAAGAUUGCAAAAGAAGAACCGUUACUGCUUACGCCGAAAGUUUCUCAAAUGACGUCACAAAAAACUAUACCGAAUACUACUGAAGAAUAUAAAAAGCUACAUGUGCCAAGGAUGAGACGUUCCAAAGUUAUAAAUCAAGAGAUUAAACCUCCGAUUAAGCCAAUCACUUUACCAAUAAAACAGGUACGCAAACCUGCUAAAAAAUCUGUGAUUGAUACCAAAGUCAAGUUACCGGCCGGCAUAGAUCCAAAUACUAAUUUCAGUUGCAAAAUUCGACUUAAACGCAGAUCUUCCAUGCAUCCUACUACAACUAUUCCGCAACCAAUCCCGAUUGAUGACCUGGAAAUGAUAAGUACGCCUGAAGAAGUGGAAGAGCAAUCAUCUGCUAAGGAUUGCAAUAUUGACCAUUUAGAGCAAGACAUUUUGCCCUUAACGGAGACUCAAAUAGGUUUAAUAUUAAUAGAUACCGAAGCCAGCGAUACUAGUGACGAAAAAUCAUCGAUAAAUUCUUUAGUAAUAAAAAAAGCACGUCUCGUUAGGAAGACAUAUCUGCCCGCAGGGCUGUUUUCCGAUUAUUUUAAAGUACCUCAGUUGUUAACAAAGAAGCCUAUUAAUCGAAAAGACGCCGAAAAGAAGGAAACAACAAAUAUUAUUCCAUUGGAAGCGGCAGAGAGUAAUGCUGAUCUUGAAGUGCAUAAAUCUCUAUUGCCGCCACCUCCCUACUGCGAGAGAUAUUUUCGACGUACUCUAAUAGAUUUUGAACUGCCACACGAUAUUUGGUGGGCAUAUAAAAAUUGUAAAUUGCCGUCCCGCAUUAUGGUGCCCUCUUGGAACUAUCGUAAGAUUCGUACCAACAUUUACGCUGAAUCCGUGCGACCGCCAAAUAUGGCUGCCAACGAUCAUCCGAUGUGUAAUUGCAAACCUGAAAUAGGUUGCGGCGAUAACUGCCUUAAUCGUAUGGUAUACACGGAAUGCUCUCCGGCAAAUUGCCCAACAAAAGAGAAAUGUCGCAAUCAGAAAAUUCAACGACAUGAAGUGGCUGCGGGUGUAGAACGUUUUAUGACCGCCGACAAAGGCUGGGGAGUUCGCACAAAGCAACCUGUUGUUAAGGGCACCUACAUUUUAGAAUAUGUUGGGGAAGUUGUAACAGAACGUGAAUUCAAAGAACGCAUGGCCUCCAUUUAUCUUAAUGAUAAUCAUCAUUAUUGCUUGCAUUUAGAUGGAGGGCUAGUGAUAGAUGGCCAUCGCAUGGGCAGCGAUUGUCGCUUUGUGAAUCAUUCCUGUCAACCUAAUUGUGAAAUACAGAAGUGGUCUGUGAAUGGUUUGUCGCGUAUGGCUUUAUUUGCCAAACGCAACAUCGAAGAGGGUGAAGAGCUAACAUACGAUUACAAUUUCUCUCUUUUCAAUCCUUCGGAAGGACAACCGUGCCGUUGUAAUACACCUCAGUGUCGAGGCGUAAUUGGCGGAAAAUCGCAACGUAUCAAACCUUUACCUAUUGAAGCAAAGUUUGUCGCUGAGGUUUUGCCCAAGGAAAACCGUGCAAACCGUCAAAGGAAGCGUAAGGCACGUAAAAAUACGCAGCGCCAGACUAGUAAAGAUGUCAGCGCACCUACACGCAUGCAACCUCUCACUGAAAAGGAGAAAAAAAUCGUUAAACAAUACUCAGUUUUUUUAAUUCGUAAUGUAGAAACUAUACGGCGGCUUAGGAGAAAAAAUAAAUUCCAAGAUGCAAAAUGUCAAACUCCAACGAAUGUAACCUCGUCUAUGACAACUCUUGCAAACUUAUCGGUGCCAGCACCUGUAAUGCAACGUCGAUCUUCCACUCCGGCCAUUUUGGCGGCGCAGAUUACUGCUCUAUGUACCGCACGUAGCAUUAAAACACGUGGCCUUACAUUGGCAGUACAGGAUCCUGAAGUAGAGAAAAUGGCAAAAAUGGCUAAAAUACUCCGGGAUAUAUGUACCUUUUUGGAAUCGGUCAAAAAUCCUGAAAAUCAACAGGAAUCAUUGAUAUCCUUAGUAUUGCAAAGCGCGUCCCCAACGGGAGGAGGCAAUAGGAGGAAAAAAUCUUCAAUGAAAAUUACCCAAAAACAUCAACCUUUAGACCUGAAAAUCAUACAGACGAAUAUCGAACAAGGUUAUUACAAGUUUCCAGCUGAAUUUAAUGAUGAUAUUAAAAAACUAUUUACCGAAGCCAAACAAAAUCUAAAUUCAGAUGAGGAGAGCAAAUUGCAAAUGUUGGCGUGCCUCGAGAAGGCCUUUGAACAUGAGAAAUAUCAACAGUAUGAUUCCUUGAUGGAAAUAUUGAACAAUGAAUAUCUAUUAAAAGAUUUUAAAAAGAAAGAUGUAUCGAACGAAUGUAAGAAGUCGUCCAGUAGCGAAAUAACAAUCGAUAAUGCGGACGUAAACAGUAAUGAAAGCUCCUUAUCAUCGGUCACCCAAGGCGCCGUCAACGCCGCUACCUCCAACGAAGACAUCAUUAGUUGUAUAUGCGGGCUGUACAAGGAUGAAGGUUUAAUGAUACAAUGCUCGCGCUGUAUGGUGUGGCAACAUACCGAAUGCACUAAAGCGGAUGUUAAUGCCGAAAAUUAUUUAUGCGAAAAAUGUGAGCCGCGUGAGGUUGAUCGCGAAGUACCACUAGAUGAAUUUACCGAGGAAGGACAUCGUUACUAUUUGACGUUGAUGCGUGGCAAAAAUCUACAGGUCCGACAGGGAGAUGCCGUAUAUGUACUACGUGAUAUACCGAUUAAAGAUGAGGUUGGAAAUAUUUUGCCUUCCAAGAAGCAUACCUACGAAACUAUCGGUGAAAUUGAUUACAACGAAUGUGAUAUUUUUCGUGUGGAACGGCUAUGGAAAGAUGAAGAGGGCAAGCGAUUAAUAUUCGGGCAUCACUUUCUACGACCGCAUGAAACUUUUCACGAGCCUUCGCGUAAGUUUUACCCUAAUGAAGUGGUACGUGUACCUCUUUACGAAGUGGUGCCCAUUGAAUUGGUUAUAGGACGAUGUUGGGUAUUAGAUCGUACAACAUUCUGCAAAGGCCGACCUAUCGAGUGCACCGAUGAAGCGCAUUGUUUCAUUUGCGAACUGCGUGUUGACAAACAAGCGAGAUUCUUUUCAAAGGCAAAAAUGAAUUAUCCUACAUGUACGAAAAGUUAUGCAUUCCGUAAAUUUCAAGAAAAGCUACGUAUAUCGAAAACGUAUGCGCCGCACGAAGUUAAUCCAGCAUUAUUGAAAACCAAAAAACCGAAAACUGAACGUGAUACCGGCAGCAGCAGCAGUAUAUCGAGUACAAUUGCGGAUAAAUCUACAAAUGGUACGAGACACACAAUAUCAAAUUCUGCCUCGACUGCGAGACAAGAGCAUAAUAAUAAAGCAUCGCAACAACGAGCUAAUACUGCUGCUAUACGUAAACGUCAAACUAAUAAAAGCCCAGUUACGUCUCUCAUGGCUUUAAAUCGGGAAUUCGCACAAGCCACGACUAUGUCAAUCAAACAGAAACGCAUGCAUUUGGAAAUUGUCCUGAAAGCCAUUAAGCAAAAGUGCGACGUAAAUAGAACUUCAACUGCAAAUGAACCACCAUUAGAUUUAACUUAUCUUCUAACUGGACGUGGUGCUAGGCAACGCAAAACCUUAACGUCAUCAUUAAAUAGUUUGUAAAUAGACUACGAUCGUCUUGUUGUUGACCUUUUUUAUAUUCUUUAAAUGUUUUUCUUCUUUUUAAAUCCAUGUAAUUUUUUUUUCAAUUUAUUGAACCGGCAAUGAUUCCGGCAUUUAUUCGAGUUCUUUACUUUGUUGAUUCAAAUUGAUGUUGACGCUGAUAGAUGUAUUUGCGGUCACGUCUUUUACAUUUUCUGAUUUCAUAGCAAAUAUAUAUCGGUUUGGCGUUUAUUAUUCAUUAUAUAUUAAAAAUUUCUAAAUUUUCCUAAAUUCAUUUCUGAAUUUUGUGAUAAGUUUUGCUAUUUUGGUGAAAAAACCUACUGUGUUUCCAAUUAAGAGUUUUACAAAUUUAUUUCAUUAAAUUAAUUAGUUUACAAUGAUAAUAAUAACAAUAAUAAUAGUAACGCAUAAGGAACUUGUAAGAUAAACUUGUGUAAUAUUAUCAUCAUUACUGUCAUCACUUCAAUGAAAUUAAAUUCAGUAAAAUAUAUAAUUAAUGCAUGAAGUAAAAGUACGUCACAUCUAUUAACUAACUGUAAUAUAAAAAUGCAAAGAAAAAUAUUCUAUUGAAAUCUAAUUAAAAAAAAAAAAACACAAAAAACAAAAAAAAAACAAAAAAAUUUAAAUAUUGUCGUUCUUGAAAACUUUUCACAUGCAAUCUGUAAUCGCAGACAAAUAAACAUAUAUGAGUAAAGCCGGCUUAAUACCUGCUCAAGUAAAUUUGUUUUUAAAACAACUGAAAACUUUGAUUAUUAUUGCUAUU
Glossina fuscipes is the source of this 9152-nucleotide messenger RNA. It is a transcript of the gene ash1, whose product is annotated as histone-lysine N-methyltransferase ash1. Lineage: Eukaryota; Metazoa; Arthropoda; Insecta; Diptera; Glossinidae. Gene Ontology annotation, molecular function: protein binding; histone methyltransferase activity; chromatin binding. Gene Ontology annotation, cellular component: nucleus. The record is from RefSeq and is a predicted model, not a curated record. The transcript is spliced from 6 exons. The coding region runs from base 545 to 8389 and encodes 2614 amino acids.